Molecule: messenger RNA, 664 nt
Organism: Hevea brasiliensis (rubber tree)
Lineage: Eukaryota; Viridiplantae; Streptophyta; Magnoliopsida; Malpighiales; Euphorbiaceae
Exons: 3
Coding region: 31-495 (154 amino acids)
Biological process (GO): mitochondrial translation
Cellular component (GO): mitochondrial large ribosomal subunit; mitochondrial ribosome
Molecular function (GO): structural constituent of ribosome
Source: RefSeq, a predicted model, not a curated record
CUUGUAGAGUGUUACGAUUUUCAUGUUUAUAUGCUUCGAAUUACAAUCUGUGUUAUGCAGGUCGCUGAUUCAACCAUGUUUAUGACAAGAUUUAUUGGGAGAACUCUCUUUGCUGCAGUUAAAUCUGAAACUUCUGCUGCUGCAGCAGCAACUGGGUAUGCUCGCAACCCUCUUGAGGCCUUCUUCGAGGCAGAUAGGACCCAGGAUGAGGAUAAACGUGUUGUCUAUGGUCGAAGUUGGAAAGCAUCUGAACUGCGCCUGAAGUCUUGGGAUGAUCUUCGUAAACUGUGGUAUGUUUUAUUAAAGGAGAAAAACAUGCUGAUGACUCAACGCCAGAUGCUUCAUGCCCAGAAACUAAGAUUCCCAAAUCCAGAGCGCUUACCCAAGGUGCGGAAGUCAAUGUGUCGAAUCAAGCAAGUACUUACUGAGAGAGCAAUUGAGGAGCCAGAUCCCAGGAGGUCUGCUGAGAUGAGAAGGAUGGUAAAUGCUUUGUGAUGACAUCCAAAUUGGUGAAUCUGUUUCUGAAGGUGCUGUGUUAUGUUGGUAUGGGGGAGAUUUGAGUUCAUGUUGGUUAAAACAUGACUAUUCAUUUUAUUUUUCAUCCUAAUCAUUGAAUUUCGAACGGAUGGUUGUGGUUUUGAAAAAUUGAAAAUUUAGGACAUUA